This is a messenger RNA of Triticum dicoccoides, 803 nucleotides long. RefSeq lists its product as uncharacterized. The record is from RefSeq and is a predicted model, not a curated record. The transcript is spliced from 10 exons. The coding region runs from base 23 to 646 and encodes 207 amino acids. Lineage: Eukaryota; Viridiplantae; Streptophyta; Magnoliopsida; Poales; Poaceae.
UUCAGUUCAUAGUGAUCUAGACAUGGCGAUCAAGCUUAUACCAGUAGCAUUUUUCUUGCUCAUCCUAGCCUUUGCUGAGUCCAGCGACAGGGGCGAACCUCCAUCUUCUCAAGAAAAUGCUUUUGAUACGAGUGCUUAUGCGGUUCAUUGGGAUCCACCUGCUGUUACUAUAGAAGGAAAUAGUUUUGGUGAAAGUGCUUAUGCGGUUCAUUGGGAUCCUCCUUCUCAAAAAGAUGGCUUUGGUGAAAGUGCGUACGCGGUACAUUGGGAUCCCCCUUCAAAAGAAGGAGGUUCUGGGGCAAGUCCUUAUAAGGUGAAUUGGAGCCCAGAAGAUGCACCUUCCAAAGAAAAAGGUUUUGGGGCAAGUGCUUAUGCGGUACACUGGGAUCCAGAUCAUCCACCAUCUGAAGAAAAAGGUUCUGGGACAAGUUUUGAUAAGGCGACUUGGAGCCCAGAAGAUGCACCUUCAAAAGAAAAAGGAUUUGAUUCAAGUGCUUAUAAGGUAACUUGGAUCCCAGAUGAUGCACCUUCUGAAGAGAAAGGAUUUGGUGCAAGUGCUUAUGCAGUACAUUGGGAUCCAGAUCAUCCACCUGUUGAAAAAACCGCGCGUGACAGCAAUAGCCAUGUGUCAUAUGAACACAUCUGAUUGGGACACGCGGUGCUCUGAGCUGUUGGAUGGAGAGCGUGGCGAACCUAUUUGGCACUACAUGCCCACCAAUUACAUCAUGUUCUAUUAGAUAUAUUUAAAGUUCAUGCUCAACUAUGUAAUCUUGUUAUCUUAUCAAUAAAGCGUGUCGAGUGGA